CUGUUUCUUGAAAAAUCGGGUACACAAUGCUUAGAUUCUUCUUCUUCCUUGUUUGUCUUCUUGUUAGGUUCUUUGCAGUUUUUGCGAUUCUUGACCCUGUGGAUUUCUUGGCUUUACAAGCGGUUCGGAAAAGCUUGGAUGAUUUGCCUGGGUCGAAUUAUUUUGGGUCCUGGGAUUUUACUUCGGAUCCCUGUGGCUUCGCCGGAGUUUUCUGCGAGGGGGAUAAGGUUGUCGCGUUGAAUCUCGGUGAUCCCAGAGCUGGGUCGCCGGGAUUGACUGGAAGGAUUGAUCCGGCGAUUGGGAAACUUUCUGGGUUGGCUGAGUUUAGUGUUGUUCCGGGGAGGAUAACCGGUGCAUUGCCGGAAAUCUUGUCGGAGUUGCAGAAUCUCAGGUUUCUUGGAAUCAGCCGGAAUUUUCUCUCCGGCGGGAUUCCGGCGGGGCUUGGGAAGCUCCGGGGGUUGCAAACGCUGGAUCUCAGUUACAAUCAGUUCUCCGGUGUUGCGCCCGCGGAAGUGGGAUAGAUCAGAUUGCAACAAUAAUUUGAGAAAGAAAAAUAAAUGAGGCACAG
Molecule: messenger RNA, 568 nt
Organism: Ipomoea triloba (trilobed morning glory)
Lineage: Eukaryota; Viridiplantae; Streptophyta; Magnoliopsida; Solanales; Convolvulaceae
Product: probable LRR receptor-like serine/threonine-protein kinase At5g63710
Exons: 1
Coding region: 27-521 (164 amino acids)
Molecular function (GO): protein binding
Source: RefSeq, a predicted model, not a curated record